UUGUUCAUGUGGCUCCACAGACAGGAGAGGAGGGAGGGAAGGAGGAAUAGCGAUAGUGAGAGAGUGAAAGACCGCCAGGCGCACGAUCCGUGAUGAGGAAGUGUAAUUGAACCUGCCACAUAGAAGGAGCGAAGCAGCUCGGCUGUGUAGGUCCUGGAGAGAGCGUCACCUAUCAAACGCACGGACUGGUGACAGCAACGUAUUUACCGGGAUGUCAUGGGAAUAAAAUCAGCAUGUGCCUUAUUGCCAUCGAGCUAGUGCCACCUCAACGCUGAGGUGUGUGGAGAGAAGGAGAAAGGAGGAGGAGGAGGAGGGGUAGACAGUCUGGCAGACAGGUGCGACUCCACAGCCUGCUUCUUUUUCGCUCAGCGCUAUUAAGUAAUAGAGCCAUGGAUACACGCAAGGAAAACAAGGCAAGGAAACAGCCAAUGAAACCCAAGUCGUCCACGCGAAAAGAGAAGAAAUACAAAUCUGGGAGGUUUAUUAGGAGGAAAUCCCUGCGAUCUUUUGGGAAUUUCAUGGGAAGGAUCCUUAAAACUUUGGGCACUUUGGUGCCCUUUGGCGACGUUGAACCGCCGGACGCAGAGGACGACGACGGUGGUUUCGGGCAGAGCGCUUCGGGAGGUUUCAAAGACGACUCUUCGCAGAUUUCCAGAGAAGGACCCGUGAAAAAGAGUUCAACUGUUAGCUCUUCGUACGGUUCGGUGAAAGAAAGACUGUCGUGGUGCUAUGGCGACAAGACCCCCGGGGUGCUGGGGCUUAAGAACCACGGCAACACCUGCUUCAUGAACGCCGUGGUUCAGUGCCUCAGCAACACGGACCUGCUGGCCGAGUACCUCGGGCUGGAGCAGUACAAGUCGGAUGUGUGUCACGGGAGGGUGAACGGGGAGAUGAGAGGAGAGGGGCUGCAGACAGCCAGGGGAGAGGUGACGGAGCAGCUGGCCUCGCUGGUACGCGCGCUGUGGACGUUGGAGUACACACCGCAGCUGUCUGUGGACUUCAAGAGCAUAGUGGCCAAAUACGGCUCUCAGUUUCGGGGAAACUCCCAGCACGAUGCCCUCGAGUUCCUCCUCUGGCUUUUGGACAGAAUUCAUGAAGAUGCCAAUCCCAGCCACAACAGUAACAGCAACAGUAGCAGCAGCAACAGCAAGACCAAAGCCAACACCAAGGGACCCGGGUCAUUGGAGGAUCCCUCCAGUCCCAGUUCAGCGAGCACACAGCAGCCUCGAGGUCGACACAGUUUUGUCCAAGAGCAUUUCCAGGCUCAGUACAGGUCUUCUCUGACAUGCCCUCAUUGCCUUAAGCAGAGCAACACCUUCGACCCGUUUCUAUGUAUCUCGCUCCCAAUCCCCCUGCGACAAACCAGGCCGAUGUGUGUGACGCUGGUGUUCAGUGUGAAGGGUCAGAGGUAUCUGCGGGUGGGGCUGGCUGUACCUCUCUUUGGUUCCCUGUCCUGCCUGAGAGCCAUGGUGGCGGAGGAGGGCAACAUCUCCCCAGACCAGGUCAUCCUGUCGGAGCUGUACUCCACGGGUUUCCAGCGUUCCUUCUCAGAUGACGACGACCUGACAGCAAUUGCUGAUAGUGAUGUCAUCUACGCCUUCCAGGCUCCUCCCCUCUACAGUCGUGGAGGCUCUGCACCACACUCAGGGUAUCGCCACAGCCUCCCCUCCUCUCCUUACUCCUCCGUGGCUGGACCUAAUGGUCAGAGGUUACCUCCAUCUGGCACGCUCUCCUCUGAAUACCUGAACCAGGGUGGCUCUACAAAGGUCCUCCUCCUCAUGUGUAACACGGCAGGAUCUGGACAGCAAGCUGUCAGGUUUGGACCUCCAUUUCUCAUGCGUGAGGACAGGAGCAUCUCCUGGGACCAGCUGCAGCAGAGCAUCCUCAGCAAACACUAUUAUCUGAUGCUGAACGGAUCUCAGGCUCAGAACGCUGGGAUGCUAUUCAAGAUCAGAGUAGUGGGAGGUUCGGCUGCAUACAGUUACCUGUCUCCGCAGGACAACAGACCACUCUACCACCCAGCGGUUGACAGAGCUCUGAAGCUCUGUGGCCAUGGGGGACCUCCACAUGUGAAGCUCGUCAUCGAGUGGGAGCCCAAGACUAAAGAAUGUCUGUUCGGCAGCAUCCAGGAGGAGGUGGUGAAGGAUGCAGAGAGUGUGAGGAACCAGCAGCAGAACCACUUGCAGCAACACAGCUGCACUUUGGACGAGUGCUUUCAGCUGUAUACCAAAGAAGAACAGCUUGCCCCGGACGAUGCCUGGAAGUGUCCCCACUGUAAGCAGCUUCAGCAGGGCAUGGUGAAGAUGAGCCUGUGGACUCUUCCUGACAUACUCAUCCUCCAUCUCAAGCGUUUCCGACAGGUUGGUGAGCGGAGGAACAAGCUGUCAACUGUGGUGCGUUUCCCCCUGACUGGAUUGGACAUGGCGCCCCAUGUCGUGAAAAGGAGUCAGAGUAUGAGGAACCUGAACCCGGGGCCCUGGCCCCCUUCUUGGAAGCAGCCCUCAGGCCAGCACCACCAACCUGCUGACAUGACCCUACCCCACGAUUACCAGUAUGACCUUUAUGCUGUGUGUAACCAUCAUGGGGGAAUGCAUGGAGGACAUUACACUGCUUACUGUAGGAACUCAGUGGAUGGCCAGUGGUACAGCUACGAUGACAGCAGCGUAGACUUGGUGCCAGAGGACGAAGUGUGUACCAGAGGAGCCUACAUCCUUUUCUACCAGAGACGCAAUGCCAUUCCUCUAUGGUCUGCCAGUAGCUCUGUCAGAGGCUCCACGAGUUCAUCGAUGUCAGACCACUGGCUAAUCCGCCUGACAGGGGACAGUAAGAGAGGCAGCCUGGUGUCUCGAUUCUCUACCACCUGUCCAUCUUCUGUACCCGACUCUCCAGAGUCUCCCGUCUUCCUUGAAAAUGGUUCUAAAGAAGAAAGAGGGGGUUUUGACAGCAAACCAUUUGUAAGGGGUCUUCAGGGACGCAGUGUGAGCAUGAGAACCCCAAGCAAGACCAAGGACACCCUGAGCAAAGUGUUUCCUAUACGCUGGUCUUUGGGCUCCAAGGACAGACGCAAACCUGACCCAGGUCCUCCAUCGGUCCAAGAUCCUGCCCCUGUGGAGCUGGUUCAGUACCUGGAAUCUGGGCGGCGACCCCGGUGCACAAAGGACCCAAUAGUAUCAUUGAUGAGCGAACCACGCAGCACAAGGGAAUCUGCCGAGGGCCAGGCCGCAGCCAAUGUCCGAUCAUCUUCCAGUGCUGGGAGCCUAAGUUGUUUGGGUAAAGCAGCAGGUAAGCUGCCGUUAGAGUCUCCACAGUUCCCGGAGGGCCAGAGGAGGCCAUCAGAUAAGACAGCCAUCCUGAGACACAGCAAAGGAAGCGAGACAAGAGAUGAGAAGCCCUCAAAUAUCAUCAGCAGCUCUAGCAGUAACACCCUCACCAGGAGGAAGGAUCCCAGGAAGCAGAGUUCCUCCAAAGCUUCCCAGGAUAGUGAGACAAAAAGAUCUGGAGUCCAGCCUAGCUACAGCACACCAAGUCUGCAAGACGGGACCCUGAGGAGACAAAAAGGGGACAGGGCAGAUAGGGAACACCAUGGUGCAUAUGAAGGAAACUCUAAGACCAGGAAAGGAGAAGUGCCCAAGAACAAUGAGGGACUGUUCUCCUUCUUCUUAAUGGGCAACUUCCUAAAAAAGGAUAAAGACUCAAGGAGGUCCAAGGAUGGUGAGUCACUGACAGGAAGAGAUGAGGAAGGAGGCAGAAGGACCCUCUCUAGACUUUCAUUACCCAACGGAGCAGCAGGAGGCAGAACUGGGGUGGAAGGAGGCAAGUCUAACGGCUCGAGUCAGCUGGGUGAUGAGCUGCCAAAUGGAAAAGUGGGACGAAGCCCAACUGACAUCAAACGCUCCCAGAGCUCCUUCAACAUCCCCACCAAGACAGAGCAGAGCAUGCGUAGGACAGCAUCUCUGCAUCGUAAUGGGAUGUCCACAGCCCCUGUACCGUCACGUAGCCUGAUAACAGACAAACUGUCUUAUGGGGCCCUUCAGAAGACUCGUUACAGCACAACUUCACUGGGCCGCAGAAGGCCAGUCCCUGAAUCGAGCUUCUGACUCAUUUAUAUUUAAUACACACACACACACACACACACACACACACACACACACACACACACACUCAGAGCCUUUUGCCUGAUAUAAAGUGAACAAAUGAGAUCAAAGCAAUAGAGCUCAGUUCACGGUGGUGCACCUUUUUUGUUCCCAGAAGAUGAAAUGGCUGCACCGUGGAGCUGAGACACUGCGGUUAAAUGAAGAAUCUUUUUCAUGCUGGAAUAUAAAGAAAUGAUGUGACCUGUUCCUUCAGUGAUUCAGAGCCAAGUUCAUCUCUUUUAUGUUUUUUAUGACUUAAAACAAGUGCCUGAGAAACUAAUAUGCAGUUUAGACCAAUGAGUUUAUGUCUGUUUAGCACUGGAAGCACAGAAUCCCUAACACACACUCAUACAAGCAUAAUAUCUUCAUCUGUCUUUUAUUACUGUAAUGUGUGUUGUGGAAUUGAUCACUCCAUUUUAAAUUCCUAAUGUCGUUUGCUUACAAUCAAGACACUGAUUAUGUUCAAUUCUUAGAAUAUAAUAUGUCUUCAUGUUUAGCAGUGAUGCUUUAAGGCCUCAGAUUCUAAUUAGCAUCAAUCAUUCAUCUUUCAUCCUUUUUAAAAUAUUUAUGUAAAGGGGGGGGGGGGGUCAAAACACAAAGCCAUCUUCUCAUAAAACACUGAUUUGUCCCCAUGUGUUUCACACAACAGUUGUUGUUGUUGUUCAUUCUACUUUAACCCUGCUGUGGAAAGACCAGGACCUCUAAAUGUAAUAAUUAAGGAGCGGUACUCUGUGCAAUCACUGACCUGGAAUUCUUAAUUAUUAUUUCUCUAUAAUUCUUAUUAUUUGAAUCUUUUCAAUACAGUCUAUGAUCCCCUGUAGGAUCAGUAGCACUUUAUAGCUGAACCUGAGUGACCUCUCAGAAGCAGAAGGAAUUUUAAAAUGUUUGUCUACUUUUAAAGUUUAAUAUUAAUGCAAUAUCCACACUUAGAAACACUUUGGGGUUUUUUUCCACUGUAACAUUUUGGUGUAACUGCUAUAUUUUUCCGAUUGUAUGAUUCUGUGACAGUCUCAUUUAGAUGCGGGUUAUAUGAAGGUGGUGACUGCAAUCAGCAGACCAAGAAAACGCUGGUUUUCUCCCAACUCAAAACAAGAAGGUGGUUGCAACACCUGCUGCUGAAUUGAAUCUGUGAUUAGUGGGAAAACUUUCCCCCCUUCCACGAUAUUUUAAGCCAAGUUUUAUUAAAUGUGCAGCUCCAGAAAAUUCGCAUUUGCUCAUGUUGACUUCUGCAGUGAGGUUUCACUCUAGAAGAGCUACAAAUAUUGCAGCUCAACACUGACUACAUAUAGUAUGACCAAUUAGGGAUGGAAAUACUCCACAAAACACCAAAAUUGGUGCAACAAUGGAAGUUGGUGUGGUAGGGAGAGGUUUUUCCUUUAAUCAUUCCUUUUCUGAACUACCUGAAAUUUAAAAUGCCUAUAUUAAAACAUAUCAAACAAAGACAGUGAAAUUCAAUACACAGUGAAAUGGUUUCCUUUUUAUGUGUGUAUUUACUGUGAGCUAACACUAAUUAAUUGGUGUGUUGGCCCACAGGAGAUAUUUUAAUGUGAAAGGCUGACAUCUUGGCUCCCAUCAGCUCAUCUGCUUUUGGCUGCUGUGCAGCUUCAACCACAACCACUGGGAGUAAAGCACCCUCAAAGGUCACCUACUUGAAUGAAGGAAGAAAGCAGAGAAUUCACUACAUUUUCCUGGCCUAGAUAUUCCCAGCCACUCUUUUCAUUCAAAUCUGUGACUUCCUAGUCACAAGUCAGCUUCAAAUUCUGAGCUGGAUGUGAUGUGUAGACACUGUAUGUGCACAGGCAUUUCUUAUGAUGCCUGCUCAGACAUGUAUGGCCCAAAAUAUUGUUUUUCUUAGUCCAACUGAGUCUGAGUGGAAGGUUGCAUCAACUCAUGUUAGAGGCUGAAGUAGAAAGCUAAGAAGUAGCCCCACAUGAGGUUGAUUACCAACUCUGAAAAGCUAGACAAACACAUCUAGAGUAAAAAGUAUCACUGUAUGUAUUUGAAAAGUUUAAAGCAAGAUGUGCUGCUUCACACACCUAAUACUAGACAAAAUGUUGAGCUAAACACAUCACAGUUAACUUAUUUUAUUUAGCCUGUAAGGCUCAAAAGCAAACUUAUGAUGGAAGCCAGUUUCCUAUGCAAAUCAUAAGUGUGGAGCUCAUUGCGUUGGUCUUUUAUUUAAAUGUUGAACUUUGGAAUUAAUAUCCUCAUGUUUCUGCCAAGGACACAAGAUGCUGGAACGAUGACAGAGCACUUCAGUUUUAUAUUUAUGACGUGAGGGUUUGUGUCGCCCAGUGCUCGUUAGUAUGCGUUUUGAAUAGAUUUUCCUUUCUCUGCUUCAGUUUUCCCAGUCUGUACUGUCUCAUUAGUUGUGUUUACUUGCCAGUUAUGGGGAACUUAAUGACAUAUUUCCCAAAAGGUAACAAGAGGCCAGAAUUUUUAAUUCCCCCACUCAGAGUUUGAAUUUCCUUUCAACAGCACUCAUUUUCUUAAAAAUGUGCCUCUUGUGGAUGGCAUCACUAUUUAACGUAGCUGUCCACUUCAAAUCACUCUGCAGAGGAGGAUGAACGACUGAUUUCUAAUGUCCAAAACCAAAAAAUCAAGAUAAUAAGUAAUAACCCUACUGCAGGCAUAAGUCAUAGUUGUGGUUACUGGUACAGUUGUACUUUCUAAAUCUGAUUUUUUUAAAAGCACAAGGCCCCUCAGAUUGACUUCCUUUUUCAGAACCUUCCUAUUUCUAAAACAAAUAAGUACAAAAUAUUAGUGCAAGUGGCAGUUCAGCUAGUAAACCAAUGUGUUGAGUGAUGUACCUGUCUGGACUAGAUGACUCACACACAACCCUUGCAAGAAAACACACUUCAUUUAUUUUUACCACCACUUUAAGAAAGCUGUACUUUCUGUGAGGCAGUUUUAGGUGACUAAGCAAUAGUAGGUAAAGUGCCCCUUUGCACAGGUUUUAAUGCUGAAGUCCUGUUAAUAAUUGUUGCUCUUUGAGUUAAUGCAAAUAGAAGAUUGAAGAAGUCAUGCACUGCAGCUUUUUCUCCAAAUAAAAACCCUAUGCAUCAGUAGACUUGUAAUUAGUUUUCACCUUGAAAUGUCAAGUACUGAUGGUGCCAUUGUUUUGUUUGCACCUGCUAUUUUUCUGUUCUCAGUGAUGUUUAUUGAACCUUACAAAUGGGUUUGUUGAAGACAGAAGAAGCAAAUUAUACAAAAAAAUCAUAAUUACAUAACAACUACAACCCCAAAUCAGAAAU
Molecule: messenger RNA, 7387 nt
Organism: Monopterus albus (swamp eel)
Lineage: Eukaryota; Metazoa; Chordata; Actinopteri; Synbranchiformes; Synbranchidae
Gene: usp43a
Product: ubiquitin specific peptidase 43a
Exons: 16
Coding region: 390-4097 (1235 amino acids)
Biological process (GO): protein deubiquitination
Molecular function (GO): cysteine-type deubiquitinase activity
Source: RefSeq, a predicted model, not a curated record